AUGCCGGGGGAGACGAGCAAAGCAGGCCCCUCGGCGGCGCCGACCUUGGGGCCCUCGUUUGGCGGGGCUGGGACGGCGACGAAAGCCAAGUUUUUGCCGCGAGAGACGAAGAAUACGGAGCUGGGCUGGGGCGUGGUCCAUUUCUACCGAGACGGACAGGAGUCGCCGUUGUUGGAUGCGCCGCAGCCUGGCGAGGACGGACCGGAGCGCGAGGACACUUCGACGGCGGAUGCCUGCAGCACGCUGUGCAUACCUGCCGUGCCGGCGUACAUGACGCCGGGGGACUUUAUGGGCUUCCUCGGUGACCGGUGGACGGGCGACAUCAGCCACUGUCGAAUGGUCAUGACGUCGAGCAUGAAUCGAUAUCUCGUCCUACUGAAGUUCCGGGACGGGGGUCGAGCCAAACAUUGGAGACGGGAGUUUGACGGCAAGGUGUUCAACUCUAUGGAGUCUCAAGUAUGCCACGUCGUCUUCGUCAAAUCCAUCACCUUUGAAACACCGACGAGACCUCGCCGAAACGAUCAAUCUGUGGCGUCGUCGUCUUCGGCUGUCUCGAACAGCUUGAAGCCCUUUCCGCCCCCUCCUCCCAACCUCAUCGAGCUGCCGACCUGCCCCAACUGGAAAGGGGCCGGAUGUCCGGUCUGCCGAUUCACAAACACGUCGUCGGAAGUCGGCUCCAGCGAUGCUGAUAACCCAUACUCUCAGCCCUUUGGAUCAUCCGCCUCCAACCUUUGCAGCGUGUGUGACUGCACAGACGACCUUUGGAUCUGUUUGAUAUGCGGCUAUGUCGGAUGCGGUCGGUACAAAGGCGGACACGCCAAAGAUCACUGGAAAGAGACUGCCCACAGCUUUGCUCUGGAGCUCGAGACGCAGCAUGUCUGGGAUUACGCCGGAGACAUGUGGGUGCACCGACUGAUCCGCGAUAAGGGCGACGGCAAAGUCGUCGAGCUGCCGGGGAGAAGCAGUCACAGUGGUCAGCGAGAAGACGAGGAUGUCGUGCCGCGGGCAAAGCUGGAGAACAUUGGGCUGGAGUACACGCAUCUGAUCACGAGCCAGCUGGAAUCCCAGAGGGCAUACUACGAAGAAAUGAUCAGCAAGGCAGUGGACAAGGCAGCCAAGGCGUCUGCCGUGGCGGAGAGCAGCGCGGCGCAGUCGAGCGAGACCAUGGCCAGGCUGACCAGCCUCGAGGAGAAGCAUAGGGUCCUCAGCAUGGACACGGUGCCACACCUGGAGCGGGACCUGGAGCGGGAGAAGAAGAAGGCGGGCAAGGCGGAGGGGCUGGCACGCAGCCUGGGCAAGUCGCUGCAGGAGGAGAAACGGGUCAACGAGGGGCUGAUGAAGCGCAUCGAGCAUCUCGGCGCCGACAACGAGACGGUGCGGAAGCAGCUGGACGCGCUGCGGGAGGAGAACGCGGAGCUCAAGGAGAUGAACCGCGACCUAUCCAUGUUCAUCUCCGGGCAGGAAAAGCUCCAGGAGCUGGAAAGGGAGGGCAAGGUGGAGGAAGGGGAGCUCGCGGAGGGAAGCAUGAGCGUGCCCGAGAAAAAGGGCCGGCGGAGGCCGCGCAAGAACUGA
Hirsutella rhossiliensis is the source of this 1572-nucleotide messenger RNA. RefSeq names its product BRCA1-associated protein 2 domain-containing protein. The record is from RefSeq and is a predicted model, not a curated record. Gene Ontology annotation, biological process: protein ubiquitination; Ras protein signal transduction. Lineage: Eukaryota; Fungi; Ascomycota; Sordariomycetes; Hypocreales; Ophiocordycipitaceae. Gene Ontology annotation, molecular function: ubiquitin protein ligase activity; zinc ion binding. The transcript is spliced from 3 exons. Gene Ontology annotation, cellular component: cytoplasm. The coding region runs from base 1 to 1572 and encodes 523 amino acids.